AGCCCGCACGCGCAGCCACAAGAUCCCGGUGCGCGGGCAGAAGGAUUUCAUUCCCACAGGGUCGGAUCAGCAAAGGGAUAGGCUUCAGCAGAGUUUGGACGAGCACUGGAAUCUAGUAUCUGAGGAGCGAGUGGAGAGGUUGGGGAACCUGGUGAAGGCAGUGUGGAUUCCCAGGGACAUGAUAGUGGGGCUGCAGUCACCAGCAGGGAAGUUUUGGGAGACUAUGGGGUUUUCUGCCCAUGGUAAGCAAUGUCUACAUCCAGAAGAGGCUCUCUAUCUAAUGGAGUGUGGAAACCUGCAAGUUUUCUACCAAGACCUGCCACUGUCCAUCCAAGAGGGUUAUGAGAGAUUUCUAUACUCAAAGACAAUGAGUGUACAGCAUUACCAGGUUUUUGGCCAUUUGAAGCGACUUGGUUAUGUGGUGAACAGAUUUGAUCCCAGUUCUGUGCCAUCGCAGUAUGAGAGGCAGUUGAACCUGCCCCAGUCCCGAGACGGCUCAGGAAAACUUCGGAAGAGGAAACGCAGCCACAGCCCCACCUCCAGGCACACAGGAACACAGGAGGGCCCCACUUCUAAGAGAAUGGAGGAGGAGAAAGACUGCAACAGAGAGGAAGAGGACAAGAAUCCUGACUCUCUUCCAGAUCUUUCAGCCCCAGACAUUGACGAAAUCCAGACAGCAUCACACGUUGACCCCACCACUUCAACUGUGGGUGGCCAGGGCAGGAGCUGGUGGUCAAAGAAAGGCUCCCCAGACCCUGACUCUGAGCUGCCAGGUCAGCCCCAGAGGUCCCCUCGCUGGGACUUCAGCUCCAUCCCUUUCCCAGACCUGGGCUCCAGAUGCUGGCUCCCCAGCAGCCUGACCUCCCCAGACCCCUGCCUGCUGCCCGGGGCUGUGGGGUCAGUGGGGGCCUGCGAUGUGGCCCCCUGGCUGCAGAGGCUCAAUCUGCGUGAGGUGAGGAUGUCCCGGCAUGAGUGGGAGAGAGAGCGGGAUAGGGACCGGUACCGGAGGGACAUCAACCAGGACAGAGAGGUACGACGUUGCAGGAACUGGGCGGAGUACCAGGAGCUACAGGAGAGAAGGAUUCAACGGAGCCGCAGAGAUAGGCCAGCACACCUGUGGAAGGGGCCGGUCACACCCCUACAUGACCCUGCACAGGUCACUUCAACUGGUGAGCUGCUGGAUAAAAUCAGUGUGAUCAAAUCCACACGGCUGCUGGAGGGAGCAUCCAGUUUGAAAGGUUCAGAGUAGUGGAGAAUCUGUUUCAACAUUUACCAACCCGACACGGUCGCUGAAUUCAAGAAGAGCGCUCCUGGAAAACCCUAUUCUCGCAUGUGUGUGUGCAGGUAAACAUCCCAAAACUGUCAGGGGGUGUUUGUAUACUUUAAAAUCAGUUUAAAAAAUACACAAAAAAAGAAUACCAUUUUCAAAAGAGAUGACACAAGACCACCUGCCAUCAAAAGUAAUCCUAAAUGCACUAUUAUCAAAUGCUACUGCACGCUGAAUAAUGUCUGCUGUCUUCUCCAAGUUUCGAUGGUCCAGUGCCUGACUUGUGGACACUGAAAUUGCUGGCUUUCCAGAGUGGGGACGUCCCGGUCACCUAUGCAGUGGUGGACCACGGGGACAUCUCCUACUCCUUCAAGGACUUCCAGAUACCCACAGAUGUGUCCUUCUGAGGGCCUGACCACAGUAAACAGUCACACGCCCUGGUUUAACUACUGCACCAUGCCAGGGCUGCCUGCGGUGGAUCUGAAACUCUGCAACUGGAACUAAUGCCAAAGAAAUGAACUAAACGUAAUUCUCUUAGUGAAUUGAUGGACGGCAGUCCUCACACUGUUUGAUGCUGUAGUAUGCCUUCCUCCUGUGUUGCAGACUUCUAUUCGUGGCAUAUGAUCGUCUGCAUCUGAUUGAAGGUAACCUACAUUGUCACCUCUCCAAACAAUGUCACCAUGUCUUAUACCAAGCAUGGUUUUGUAACGCCUCUGAAGAUUUUGAACCGAAUUGGCUCGGUUUUCUUCUGCCUUUAUCUCAUCACCACCAUUGGUUUUCUGGUAUUCAUAUACUGUAUCACGAGUGGCUUCACUAUGUAUGCACUUGGUAUAGAUGCAGUAUGUGUAGAUCAUACGUAUAUCUCAGCCCUUUAUUUUUGUCUAUCUGCCCAUAUUUUAGAUCCAAUCAGCUUUACUGACUGGCCUUUUGUUGUUGUUACUUGACUCCUGUUCUCUUGUUUUUGUUUCAAAUUGCUUGUGAACUCUACAGAUACAGGCCACCAUUUAUCUUCACAUUGUCUUUGUGGUUGAGUUAUUGUUGCAUUGUUCUCAUGGUUCUUCCUAACAAAACCAAUCCCCCCGAACCCAAGUAGUGCCUACCAUACACUUCUACCCAUUACAUAAAGAAAACAACGUUUAUUCUACUUUUAUGACAUUCUGUCUGAAAUCUAUGGGACUAGUAAGCCUGUGUAAAAUAACAUUUUCUUUCUAUUUCCUUUGUGUGGCCUAAUCUGAAGAUGUAAAGCACAGACUCUUCUCUCUUAUAUCAGUCCACAAACUCAGUGGUGUUAAAACAUUGAGAUGAGGUUACUGACCACAACCGGCUCCUCUCAGCUCUAACUUACCAGCAAACCCUGUACAUCAGUCCUUCUGUGAUGUGCAGUACAAUAAAUACACUGGAUCUCCA
This is a messenger RNA of Oncorhynchus keta (chum salmon), 2674 nucleotides long. Its product is annotated as tRNA-splicing endonuclease subunit Sen54-like. NCBI's taxonomy places the organism in Eukaryota, Metazoa, Chordata, Actinopteri, Salmoniformes, Salmonidae. Gene Ontology annotation, biological process: tRNA-type intron splice site recognition and cleavage. Bases 179 to 1249 code for a protein of 356 amino acids. The record is from RefSeq and is a predicted model, not a curated record. Gene Ontology annotation, cellular component: tRNA-intron endonuclease complex. The transcript has 9 exons.